Molecule: messenger RNA, 808 nt
Organism: Orbicella faveolata
Lineage: Eukaryota; Metazoa; Cnidaria; Anthozoa; Scleractinia; Merulinidae
Source: RefSeq, a predicted model, not a curated record
ACAUUUUAUAUACAGUACUGUUUAUAUUUUUAACCAUUUUUUAUACUAUUUUCUGAUAAUCAACAACAAUGUAUAACAUUUAUAUAUAAUUUGUAAUAAUAAACAAUUAUGUACUUUUAACUUUAUUAAAUUUUCAUUGCAGUUAAGCAACACACUUGAUGAAGAACCAACAGUAAAGGUCAAGAUAUCAGGGGAUGGGGCCAGGAUGUCGCACUCAAGCUCGCUGUUUGUUUGCUCAUUUUCGCUGCUUGAAGAGGGCCAAAAUAUUCUGUCCAGUUCAGGGAACCACACAAUUGCUGUAGUCAAGGGACCUGAAGACUACAGCACACUGUCAGAUGGUCUCAAGAAUGUCAUUGAUGCAGUCAACACCUUAAUAGAUGAUGGCUGCUUGUACAUUGAUGGUAAAAGAGUGAAUCUUCAUUUUCAUUUGGGAGGUGAUUACAAGUUCCUGUUACUUGCAAUGGGCAUGAAAGGGGCAACCUCAAACAAUUCUUGCAUCUGGUGUUUGAUACACAAAAAUGACAGGUGCAAGAUGUCAGUGGGUUCCACACACUACAAUUCAGAUGGCAUGAAAAGACACUUUGGACCAAGAUGGCAUAAAGAUCCAGGAUGUGAACACCAGCCCCUAUUUAAAAUUGCCCUUGAGGACAUUGUCAUAGAUGAGCUUCAUCUAAUGCUCAGAGUAACAGACCGACUGGAGAAAGGCAUCAUAUUCGAGGUCAUUGACUGGGAUGAGGUACGUAUAAUGAAGAAAUAGUAAGUCCAGACCAUUCAUGCUCACUCGUCCCGCCUGUAGUUUGGUUUGGAA